GGUGGAAAGCAGCCCUACGACGGGUCGCUUAUCUCUUGGCACGAUACCUACUUGAGGGUGACUGGCCCAGGUAUUACAUGUCAAGAGGACCCAGGUCAGAGGAGGUAGCCGGCUCUUCAAGGGGGGAGGGAUCACUCCCAUAUCUUGGGGAUGGCUACAGUCAUUUGGUGGGAGCAAACUUCGUCAUACAAGCUUUUCGAAAGCCACUCUAUGGAGACCGUUUCCUGGAGGUUUCUUAUGAUUACAUCUACGACAAGGGACAAAUUGAGAUCUUCAUCGGUGCCACUGGCAGCAUUUCCCUCGCCAAGGAGCUGUACCUCCAGACUGUCGCGCACGAGAAGAUGGCGAGGUGCAUGGCAUUUAUCAGCAAGAUCGAUCCUGCGACAUCUUUUGACAUCAUCUAUGUGGUCCCGGAGUCGAUAGCCACUCAGGUUCUCAAUGAUGAGGAGGACCAGCGUCAUACUCUAACCCGGUGUCCGACGUUAGAAAAAGAGCUCGAAGAAGGGAUUGUCAAGAAGAACGCCAAUGGGCACAUCUGUGAUGUCAACUGGAACAAGGUAGAUUUUCGAGUCAAAGGAGGAAUGCGAGCAGUUAUCCUAGAAAAGGCUAAAGCCAAUAAGGAUAAAAAGAAGAAGGUUAGGGUUAAUGUUGUCACCUUUGACGGUAUGCUACCUCCGGAGAUAGUGGCUCGAGACGACAAUCUUGAAAGUCAAAACAUGAAUGUAUCCCAUAUCAGCCAUAGAGAGGUUGAUGAAAAAAAGCGGGAGAAUGCUCAAGGAGAGCUAGACCAGUUGAUUGAUGGGACCAAGGACCUAGUGAAGAAAGGGAAAGGAAAGGAAGCUGCAGGGAAAAAGAGAAAGAUGGUCUUGAGAUCUGAGGCCGAGGAGGGUGUCUCGAUAGAUGAAGUAGUAAAAAAACUACUUGAGGAAACCGAGAUCACUCUAUCCUGGAAAGAGGCAGUAGCCUUGGUGCCAAAGUUUAGGGAAAAGCUAAAAAAGAUGGUUGAGAGGCGGAAGGUAGAAGUCAAUAGUCUAAGACUCUUCCCCCAGCAUGUGGAAAGAGCCCCGCCUGGUACCAAGAUGAGGUUUGGUAACAUGUCAUGUGGGUACUUGAAUAUCUCCGUAAACGACGUGAAGGUUAAAGCCCUAACGAAUGGGGUCGUGGUCGUCCAGCGAGACAUGUUGAAGGUCAUGGAGGACAUAUGCCCAGAGGUCACGUUCUCAUACAUCGAUGACAAUCCGGUUAAAGGACCGAUAGAACAGGACGAGACCCUAGUGGAUGGUCGAGUUAGGCGGUUCGUGUGGGAACCUGCGCAAGGAGUAGCGAAAGUACUAGAAAGGCUAUUUAAGUACAAUCUAACAGCUAGCGGACCGAAAUCACUACUGUUCCAAAGGGAGGUAACGAUCUUGGGUUUCAGGUGCUUCUUGGAAGGGAGAAGCCCCGAUCCUAAGAAAGUGGAUAAAAUUCUGAAUUGGUCUAUGCCUCUAAGGAUGGUUGGGGAAGUGAGGAGCUUCCUAGGGGUCUGCAGCUUCUGGCGGAUAUUCAUUCCCGCGUUUUCCAGGAUAGCCGAGCCUCUUAGAGAAAUGGUGCGACAAGGAGCUAGCUUAGGGUGGUCUGACCAAAGAGAGAAGGAUGCGCGGACACUUCAAGAUAAGUUAAGAGAUGGCGGGGUCGUAUUGGGAGUACCCUACUUCGACGAUGAAAGAGAGAGGUCUUUCAUCAUUGAAGCCGACGGCGGCCCGAUAGCAUUAGGAGGAGUGCUCGUGCAGCGAGAUGAGAAUGGUAAAGAAAGACCACUUCGAUUUGAGAGUCGCACUCUUAAUUCGGUUGAGAGAGGCUAUAUUCAGUUUAGGAAGGAGCUUCUGGCAAUCCUGCACUGUCUCAAGGUGUUUAGACACUACAUUAUGGGACGAAGAUUCAUCCUAAGAACGGAUUCUACGGCAGUAAUUGGGGCUGUUAAGAGACAUCAGCAAGUAGAUGCUACGGUCAGUAGGUGGAUAGCUCAUAUACGGACGUAUGAUUUUGUAUUAGAAAAGGUACCUACUGAUAAGAAUCGAGCUGAUGGGUUAAGCCGCGUGGAAUGGGGAUCAAUAGACGAUGAAUCUCUUGAGGAGGCACCUUUCGUUGACGAAUUCCUUAUGGGGGACGAUGAUGAAGGGCUACCUCCCGCUCCCAAUUGUUAUACGACCUCUGUCAGAGCAACGAGCAGGGAAGACUGCUGGGGAGAAAAGGAAGAUCCCUACCUCCACUACCUCUUGAUUCAAGAGGAUGAGGAAGAAAAGUGGUAUGGGAUGGUGGAACAGACCGUUGUUGCAGCUCAUGAGCUGGCUGAGAGUUCAAGAAUGGUUGAGCGUCGAUUGAAUGAGAUAGAGGAUGGGUCAGAGGAUCUGGAGCAGGGUAAAGAUGAUGAGGUACCCUACAGCCAGAUGAAGACAACGAGGUUUCGUAUUACCCGACAGUAAGUGGCACAGAGCCAGCAGAUAAAGAAAAAGGGGUUUG
Molecule: messenger RNA, 2499 nt
Organism: Chara braunii
Lineage: Eukaryota; Viridiplantae; Streptophyta; Charophyceae; Charales; Characeae
Source: the annotation of a GenBank genome assembly